Cyphellophora attinorum is the source of this 579-nucleotide messenger RNA. RefSeq lists its product as uncharacterized. The coding region runs from base 1 to 579 and encodes 192 amino acids. The transcript has a single exon. The record is from RefSeq and is a predicted model, not a curated record. Lineage: Eukaryota; Fungi; Ascomycota; Eurotiomycetes; Chaetothyriales; Cyphellophoraceae.
AUGCGCCAAUCCCAAACGCUGGACAUGCUCAAUGGUGCUUCAGAGAUCAGAUCGUGGCUGAACAGGGGCCGUCCUCUUCCCUAUCAUAUCGAACGUACGGAAGAAGAAGAAGCUACUGGUGGUACUAAAGCAAACGAAAGCCAGUCAGACCGGGCUAAUUCUGCCGCAAUUGCGACGAGAGAGAAGUCCGCUGCCGUCAGGGUUUACUGGCAGGCACGUCUGGAAAGCUCGAUCGCGGCGAUAAAGUCGUCUGUCUCCUUGCCCCGAUAUCUACUGAACGCGGCACUCGUUGGCCUUGUCAUCGGCAUUGGACUGUUUGGGCUAUUCCAGUGGACUGGAUACCGGAGCCCAUCUGAUCGAAACAAGGUUAUCACUCUUAUGAUGAUCGCCAUUUCCCUCGCCAUAUAUGCUCCGGUGCAUUGGCUUAACCGUGACUUAUUCAGAGGCGUUGACAUUAAGAAGGGAGACAACCAGACACGAACCGACAGCGUAGAACGCUACGAUGACGAAAAAGGCUGGGUCAAAGUAGACAAGCUACAAGAGGAGCUUCGCGAUGCUCGUGAAGGUGCGUAUGAGUAA